Messenger RNA from Schistocerca cancellata (South American locust), 1065 nucleotides. RefSeq names its product probable 39S ribosomal protein L49, mitochondrial (gene mRpL49). Gene Ontology annotation, cellular component: ribosome; mitochondrial large ribosomal subunit. Gene Ontology annotation, molecular function: structural constituent of ribosome. The coding region runs from base 21 to 605 and encodes 194 amino acids. Gene Ontology annotation, biological process: translation. The record is from RefSeq and is a predicted model, not a curated record. NCBI's taxonomy places the organism in Eukaryota, Metazoa, Arthropoda, Insecta, Orthoptera, Acrididae. The transcript is spliced from 4 exons.
GUAACACCCCUAACACGAAUAUGGCAGCCCUCAGAGUGGGUAUUAGGAGCUGUACUACGCUAUUUACGCCAAACUCUUGUUUGUGGGGUCAUUACGGUCUUUAUCGAGAUGUCAGUCGCCUUAAAACGUUACCCUCCCUUCGCAUGGUCUUAUCUAGAAAUUCUUCGUAUAGAUCUAGUUCCGAGGAAGGCCCCAAGGAAUUGUAUACGGGCUUUGAAAUCUCCAGCUCACCCGAGGAAUGGCAAUGGGUAGAAAGACUUUUGGGGCCAAAAGUUGUACCGCAGCCAAAGCUGAAGGCAGAUUAUCCAUCUGGCUGGAAACCACCUUCAGAUGCUGCUUUAUCACUACCAUAUUUUGUGAAACGGAAUAAGAACUACAUGCUGCCAGUGUAUCUGAAUAUUCAGUUCAGAGGACAGCGGCGUAUAACUGUAGUUCGCAAUAUCCAAGGCGACAUAUGGCUGAUGGAACGUGAAUUGAGAGAGCAUCUGGAAUCUGUUGUAAAGAAACCUGUUAUUACAAUGGUCCAUGAGGUCUGCUGCUUAAUAAAAAUCAAAGGAGAUGUUUAUUUACCUGUGGAGCAGUGGCUUUAUCAAAAGGGCUUCUAGUGUGUAAUGUAACUAGAAAACAGCAUGGUUCAAGUAAUUUUGUACAUUUGAUUUCAUCCAUGCAUGAAUAACAUUGGAAGGGUGAUUUUAAUUAUGAGUUCAGUAUACAUUGUGGACUGAAGUUUGCAGUACAUCAUGCAUAAAUUCGAACACAGAAAUCUAGAUAUUUGUGUCCUGUCAUAAUUCCAUGAGGCAAAUUUGUAAAUAAAGAUGGAGGUAUAUAAUCCAAGCUACUAGUAAAGUAAUUCAGAUUAAAAUGAUUUAACAAACCAUUUUUGUGCUCAAUAGCUUUUGACACACAGUUUUUGGGUAUAAUGGAAAAAAAUCAGUUUUUUAAUUGUAAAUGAGAUAUUACUAUGUAACUUUUUGAAAACUAUUACACAAUUGAUGUUUAUCAGGUAGAAACAAUCCUAAAUGGGAAUAAAAUGUGACUUUAAUUUGUAAUAAAUGUCUGUUGUGA